AUGGCACCUCCUACCAACCAAGAACUACAAGCCAAGCGUGAAGAGCACUGCAUUGCCAUCACGCCCGAAAGAAAGUACUACAGAUUCGGCCAGACUUGGAUCAAGCGGACGCUGCGGCCGACUGAAUGGCAAAAGCACAACGGGUACAUGCACGUGCCUCUGUUCAACACCGAGCGUGUCCUGAACGAAGGCGCCUGCAUCCAGUAUCUUGCCGAGAACACGAAAAUCCCGCUGCCCAAGCUUCUCGCCUGCUUCGAAGACGACGGCGCCGCGUAUCUCAUCACCGAGUACGUCGAGGGCGUCGGCAUGAACGAGCUGGAUACCGCGCAGCGGGAGGUGGUUGCCAAGGAGGUCCAAGCGCACAUGCAAAGCCUCAAGGCAUUGUCAUCAAAUGUCUGGGGCGGCCCAGGGGGAGUGGUCCUGCCGCCGUAUCGUAUCAUGAGAAAUUCCAACGGCAGGCCGUGGCGAAUGCGGCCGAGAGAGACGCAUGACCUGGUCUUUUGCCACAACGACCUCUCUGCAAACAAUGUUAUUGUCAACCCGGAAACACUCGCCAUCGUGGCCAUUAUUGACUGGGAGUACGCAGGCUUCUACCCACCGGAGUUUGAGUCCAGCUUUUUCCGCCGAUUGGGCAAGUCAAUCGCUUUAGCAGGGGAGGUUGAUGAUGUCAAAGUCUUGACGACUAUCAUGUCCAAGGAGAAGAUGUAG
This is a messenger RNA of Drechmeria coniospora, 708 nucleotides long. RefSeq lists its product as uncharacterized. The record is from RefSeq and is a predicted model, not a curated record. Lineage: Eukaryota; Fungi; Ascomycota; Sordariomycetes; Hypocreales; Ophiocordycipitaceae. The transcript is spliced from 2 exons. Bases 1 to 708 code for a protein of 235 amino acids.